Clupea harengus (Atlantic herring) is the source of this 2972-nucleotide messenger RNA. Its product is annotated as outer dense fiber protein 2-like. Lineage: Eukaryota; Metazoa; Chordata; Actinopteri; Clupeiformes; Clupeidae. Gene Ontology annotation, cellular component: ciliary basal body; centrosome. The record is from RefSeq and is a predicted model, not a curated record. Gene Ontology annotation, biological process: negative regulation of cilium assembly.
UUACUACCGAGAGAUCCAGAGAAAGCGUUUGAAAUCAACCAGUGAAAGCCAACUACGUCAUAUACCCGUUCUGUUGGUCAUAUUCGGACGUAACGUUAAACCAGCAAGAGUUUGGGUUCAACCUAAAGAAUCAAAGCAUUUCUGCCGUCAGAUCUUGAAUUCCCAUAUAUUAUGUAAGUCUUGUAGGCAAAUUUGUAUUUGUUGUCACGACUAGCGAACACUUGCAUCAGAGCGUUUUAGCUAGAAAGCAAGCUAACUUGGACAAGACUAUAUGGACAGCAAGAGCUCAAUGUGCAAGCUAAAACCCAUCUAAGCCUGACAUAGCAAGCGUAGAGCUAAAUAUUAACUAUAUUUUCUUGUUAAAGCACAUAUUUGGACGAUCACAAACGGGAGGUGAAUAUACUUUCUGGCAAUGUUCUGAAUACGCAGCCGUCCUCAAGGUUAACUUAGCGUACUUCACUGACGUAAACGCAUUUAAAUUCUACCAUACAUAGCAUGGUACCACGAAGCUGUUAAGCUUAACGUGAUCCCUUAAGGUCGAAACCACGCGUAAGAGAUUGCAGCCCUGCGAGUUUGAAGAGGUGUCCACCAAAGAGAUGACUGAUUUGCAGGACCAUGGGGAUGAAAGCAGUUAUGAGGUCCCAGGAGGAAUGAGGCCUUUGUCUACAGACGAUGCAUUUCGUGAAUCCUCACUGUACUCCAGAGCCACCAGAUCCGACCUCCCGCUCAGCACUGGGGACAUGGACGUGGCCUCAGACACCGACAGUGGAAGCAGAGGACAGAGACCCUACUACAGCCGACUCUCAGAGGGGAAGAGCAGUUAUGAUGAUUUUGUUUCAUCGGACAAAGGGCUUCUGCUAAAGACUCUCAUUGAUGCCGAAUCUGCUGCCAACUCGGCUGCCAUUCAGUUGGUGUCUUUUAAAGACAUCUUGGACGAAGACUUUGGGGAUUCGAGGUGCUCCAGUGAUUUGCGCAUGUCCAGGCAGCGAGGCCUUUUGUUAGAUAAGUUGGAGGUCUUCAAGCGUAUUAACAAGUCUGUCCGCCAACAGCUGAAAGAAUUGCAGGAUCAAGAGGCAUGCCGGCUGGACACAGACAGACAAAUUGAUGUAUUGCUGAAGAGGCUAACACAGACAGAGAGUGAAAAUCAGCAUUUAAAAUCCAGUCUGAGUGAAAAAGAAAGAAGAGUAGAAGAUCUGAUGUCUCUACGGAAAAAAGAAAUGGAGAAUACUGAGUCGGUGGUCCAGCAGUCCAGAUCUGUGGAGUCCACCCGGGCUCACCUGCAGAAUCAGCUCCGAAGCAAAGAGGCCGACAACAACCGCCUGACUGUCCAGUUCAGGGGUGUGGAGAGGACUGUCACGGAGCAGAAGCUGGAGAUUGAUGACUUGAAGAGUCAGAUCAAUGCUGUUUUUGAAAAGGCAUCGCAGGAGAAGGAUGCCUUGAAGAGGGCGACCCGGGCUCAGAAGCAGAGGGCAGAGAGGUUUGAGGUGGCCGUGGGGAAAUGCUACGACCAGCUGAGAGAGAAGGAUGUGAAGCUGGCAGAGACGCGUGCUGAGAGAGACACGUGGAAGACCCAGCAGGAGCAGAUCACCGAGGAGAAGGGGCACCUGGACACAGAGAUCGCCAUUCUGCGAGAGCAAAUUGCAAGCAUGACUGCAGAGCUGAUGAAGGAGAAGGAUUCAGCGAGUGCUGCGAAUGAAGUUCUGCUGAAGAAAGUUGAGAAACUCAGCACUGAAAAUGGCGAGUUUGGCCUGGAGAAUGCCACGCUAAAGGCUUCCAUUGCUGAGUUUGAGUAUAAGUUGGAGCACUCUCUCUCCAUUUACGAGGAAAACAGCACACGUUCUCAAGAGAGAAAAUGUCAGCUGGACCAGUACCAAAUUCAGAUAGCGGAGUUACAAACUGAGGUCACAGACCUGAGAAUAAAGCUCGAAAGCGCCCUAAAGGAAAAAGAGAAUAUCAUAGAAGGAGGACACGCUGAGGUUGCCGAGGCGCGGGAGCAGCUGGAGGGUCGUGUGCUGGAGCUGGAGGCCUGCCCCGAGCUGCUGAGUGCCACAGAACAGCGGCUGGAGGACAGCCAGGACAACCUGCGGCGCUCCGAGAGGAAGCAGGCCGAGAAGGACGAGGCCCUCCGGCAGCAGCAGUUAAAGGCUGAGCGACAGCUGGAGAAACUGAAGUCCUCUGUUGAGAUGAAGGAUUCAAUUAAUGAAGCAAACAGUCAGCUGCAGGAGAAAAUGGAGUCUCUUCAGAAGCACCUGGAGGAGGCUCACACUGACAACAGGGAGCUGGUCCACAGGCUGGCCGCCCAGGAGGAGGCCCUGCACUACAGCAGCCGGCAGCUGGAGCAGCGCUCGGCCGAGUGCCAGGCCCUCACCCGCCAGCUGGAGACCGCCCUCACUGACGUCAGGCUACAGGUGUCCAAAGUGAAAGAGAAGACGUCGGCCAGAGAUGUCUCUCUGCAGGCCAGGAUCCAGGAGAUGGAGGCUGAGAAAAGCAGGAGGGUGAAUGAGUUAAGGCAGCUCAAGCAGAGCAAGAUAUCAAGUGAGAAGCAGUAUGAAUUGCGCCUUAAAGACCUGCAGCUGAGCCUGGAUCAGUCGGAAAGUCACAAACAAAGCAUUCAGAAUUACGUGGAUUUCCUCAAGAACUCCUACUCCACCAUGUUUGACGAAGGUCUACCAUCAAGCUUCGGAUCGUCUUAUUUCUUAAAGUAAUGCUUGUGGUCUACAUUCUGUCUGUUAAUGUUUUUGUGAGUGAAUGUCUGUGAGUGUUUGUCUCUGUGUAGCCAUAUCAAAGAUCAUAAUCAUAAGCGGUGCUGUUUUACCAGAGAAAAAUUCUUUGAAUUCACCCUUCAAAUGUAAUCUGUGACCAGUUCUCAUGGAUAUUAUUUAUAUAUUUAUUUGUAUAGAUGGAAAUACUGUAAAUGUGUGAUGGUUUAAAUUAUUAUUAAAAUAUCUCUUGAAAGUCACCUUUUGAAAACA